This is a messenger RNA of Pediculus humanus corporis (human body louse), 3870 nucleotides long. Its product is annotated as Insulin receptor precursor, putative. Gene Ontology annotation, cellular component: axon; insulin receptor complex. Gene Ontology annotation, biological process: glucose homeostasis; positive regulation of kinase activity; positive regulation of phosphatidylinositol 3-kinase/protein kinase B signal transduction. Gene Ontology annotation, molecular function: insulin receptor activity; insulin receptor substrate binding; ATP binding. The record is from RefSeq and is a predicted model, not a curated record. NCBI's taxonomy places the organism in Eukaryota, Metazoa, Arthropoda, Insecta, Psocodea, Pediculidae. The transcript has 20 exons. The coding region runs from base 1 to 3870 and encodes 1289 amino acids.
AUGACGAACAGAGCCUGUAAAAGUUGUAACGAACUUAUAAACAACAUCACAUUCCCCGAACUGCGAGAAGUGACCGGUUACGUCAUAUUCUGGAGAGUUCAAGGUCUCCGUUCGUUCGGAACACUUUUUCCAAAUCUUUCCGUCAUAAGAGGAAAAACGCUUUUCCACAAUUACGCUCUAGUCAUUUACGAAUCAAAGGCUUUACAGGAAAUAGGAUUGUAUUCAUUGACUCACAUACUACGUGGAAGCGUUCGAUUCGAUGAAAAUUCAAAUCUUUGCUUCGUGGAUACCAUAGAUUGGGAUUGGAUAGCACCUCAAGGUGCCAAAGAACAUUUCAUUGGGGAUAAUCGUCCAAUUGAAGAAUGUUUAAAAUGUCCAAUUUCUGUAAAUAACGAAAAGUGUCCUCUUUCGUCAUCCGGAGAACCCCUUUGCUGGAACAAGGAACACUGUCAAAAAGAUUUUCGUGAUUGCGUCAAAGAUGAAAACGGAGAAUGUUGUCACGAAUCUUGUUUGGGGGGUUGCAGUGGAAAAUUGUCAAAGGAUUGCUACGUUUGCAAAAAUGUCGUUUUCAAAAACGAUUGCACGCAAGAAUGUCCGGAAAAUAUGUACAAGUAUUUGGAUCGAAGAUGCGUCACGGAAUCGGAAUGUUUUAACAUGACGAAACCGUUGGACGUUGAAAAAAGAGACAUCGCAUCACCCUUUCCGUUCAGACCCAUUUUGGAUAUGUGCACUCUCGAAUGUCCGGCUAAUUUUUCCGAAUACGAAAAAGAAACGGAAUACGGAUUGAGAUUUCAGUGUCGACCCUGCGACGGUCCUUGUAAAAAAGAAUGUCCAGGAGGAAGCAUAAACAGCAUUUCAUCCGCUCAAAAAUUUGCGGGUUGCACACACAUAAAGGGAUCCCUGGAAAUCCACUUGAGAUUUGCCGGAAACAUAGUGACGGAACUACAGGAAUCAUUAAGAUCCGUCGAAGAAAUAUCCGGGUAUUUGAAAGUCGCGAGAUCCCUUCCCCUCCUCUCUUUGGAUUUUCUUAAAAAUUUAAAAGUUAUAAGAGGAGAAGAACUUCACAACAACAAGUCGGCUUUUGUUUUACUCGACAACGAAAGACUCGAAGAACUCUGGGAUUGGGAUGCGAGAGAAAAAGAUUUGAGAAUAUUAAACGGAAGAUUGGCCAUACAUUUCAAUCCGAAAUUAUGCUUUUACAAAAUUGAAAAAUUUGUCGAAAUUGUUAAAAUAAAAGGUUUCACGGAAGACGAAGUCCCCCGCGGAACGAACGGAGACAAAGAAGCAUGUGAGUUGUCAGUUGUCGGUUGUUGUCGGUUGUUCUCUUUUCCCAAUAAAGUCGUUAUAAGAUUUGAAAAAUUUCAACAUUACGAUCAAAGAACUCUUUUGGGUUACGUUUUAUAUUUUAAAAAAGCUCCGAACAAAAAUGUUACUUUGUACUAUGGGAGAAAUGCGUGCGGUGGAGACGGUUGGAUGGAUAAAGAUGUUCCAGCGCCCAAACAGGAUAAUCAUCAAAAUGAAAUUUCCUACGAUUUAAUCGGAUUAAAACCUUUUACUCAAUACGCUUAUUUUAUAAAAACCUAUGCGAUAAGCUCGGAAAGAAGCGGAGCGCGAAGCGGAAUUCAAUAUUUUAUUACAAAUCCUGGAACACCUACGAGUCCACGAUCCUUGUUUGCAUUUUCCAAUUCGACUUCGGAAGUCGUUAUUAGUUGGGAGCCUCCGGCGGAAAUGAACGGAAAUUUUACUCAUUAUUUCGUCGAAGCCGAAGCGAUGGAAGACCAUCCUAAAAGCAGGGAUUUUUGUUCAGAGCCUCUCGUGAUCGCGACGAAAAAAUUAGAAAUCCCGACGUCGCCACCGCCUGCCGUGAAAACUUCAUCGGAUUCUUGCGCUUGCGAAGCACCAAGAAAAGUCGAUUUGAAAGUUUCCGAAGCCGUUCGCGAUUCGGAAAUAUAUUUUGAAAACGCUUUGCAAAAUUCUUUUAUCGUUCGAAGUUGUUAUCAUCAUUAUCAUUAUUUUCUUUCUUUUUUCAGAACGGACAACAAAAGAACGAAACGUGAAAUGAAUUACGCCGAAGGAAGUCAUCCGCAAAUAUUACAAAAAAAUCAUUUUUUUAACGAAGGAGUAGGAGGGAAAUCAUUUGGAAAUACAAAAAAAGAAAAAGUCAGUUUCACGUUCGAAGUGAGAACGAACAAACUCGUCGUGAGAAAUUUAAAUUAUUUCACAAAUUAUAAGAUACAGGUACAGGCAUGCAGAGCCGUCGUGGAAGGAGAAAAUGGCGUUCACUCUCCGUGCAAAACCGCAGAUAAAAUUCCAGUCAUCACUCUCAUACCGCUAACGUCGAACGGAACCGUCGAGGAAACAAAUUUAAGAUGGGAAGAACCACCGAAUCCGAACGGUCUCAUACUUUCUUAUCAGAUCGAAUACCGUCGGGUUGAUAACGAUAAGUACAAAUCCGUCGUCGAAUGCAUAGUUCGAGAGAAAUUUCUGGAACAGAAAAAGGAAUACGUUUUGAAACAUUUGCCUCCGGGAAAUUACAGCGUGCGAGUUUUGGCAUCUUCCCUUGCGGGUGACGGACCUUAUUCGUCACCUCUGACGUUUUACAUUCGUCAACCGCCUCAUCCUAGCACGAUCGACAUAUUGGGCAUCGGUUUAGGAGCCAUAUGUGGAAUCGCUUUCAUAUUCAUUUUGUACAUGUUUUGGAAGAGGAAAACGAGCGGAGUCCCCAAACUGUUCGCGAACGUUAAUCCCGAAUACGUCAGCGCGGCGACGAUUUACGUUCCCGAUGAAUGGGAAGUACCCAGGGAAAAUAUCGAACUGAUAAGAGAAUUAGGUCAAGGAUCUUUCGGUAUGGUAUACGAAGGUAUAGCGAGAGAUAUCGUGCAGGGAGAACCGGAAGUGAGAUGCGCCGUUAAAACGGUCAACGAAGUUUCAACGGAUCGCGACAGAAUGGAAUUUUUAAAUGAAGCUUCCGUAAUGAAAGCUUUCAACACUCAUCACGUCGUGCAAUUGUUGGGAGUCGUUUCGGAAGGUCAGCCAACUUUGGUUGUCAUGGAACUCAUGGUCAACGGUGACUUGAAAACUUACCUGAGAUCGCACAGGCCGGAAUUUUGCGAAGACAAGAAAAAACAGCCUCCGACACUGAGGAGAAUCAUUCGAAUGGCAAUGGAAAUAGCAGACGGUAUGGCGUAUCUAGCAGCUAAAAAAUUUGUUCAUCGUGAUUUGGCCGCGAGGAAUUGCAUGGUCGCAGAGGAUUUGACCGUUAAAAUUGGAGAUUUCGGAAUGACGAGAGACAUUUACGAAACUGAUUAUUACAAAAAAGGUACGAAAGGUUUGCUACCCGUUCGGUGGAUGGCACCGGAAAGUUUGAAAGACGGAGUUUUCACCACUCAUUCCGACGUUUGGAGUUACGGUAUCGUUCUGUGGGAAAUGGUCACUUUGGCAUCACAACCUUACCAGGGUUUGUCAAACGAUCAAGUCCUUCGUUACGUCAUAGAAGGAGGAGUCAUGGAACGUCCGGAAAAUUGUCCGAACAAAUUAUACGAUUUAAUGAAAUUAUGUUGGCAACACAAACCGUCAUCUCGACCUCACUUCAUGAGCUUCGUCACCAAAUUACUACCGGAUGCUUCUCCAGAGUUUUGUGAAAAGUCUUACUAUCACAGUCGAGAAGGACAAGAAUUGAGGUGGUUUAUCAUUUUUUCUCUCUCUCUCUCUCUCUCUUUUUCUUUUGUUUUAUAUCGAUUAAUUUUUUUUUGUUUCUGGAAUGUUCAGAGCGCAUUUAGAAGCAGCGGAAAGUUCGAAAAUGAAUCAAUUUCAAACGACGGGGGCGACGACAGCGACGACGACGACAGAGAUUCCAUUACAAUUAGCUAA